GCAGGGGAGUGGAAAAGCCGGGAGAUGCGCCAGCCCGUCCUGCGCUGCUGGUGUCUGGGUGUAAGUAACUCGAGCGGGCAGUUGUAGCGCGGAGUGGGAACAGCCAGGGUGGUUAGCCGUUGUGUGGUAGGAGUUAGACGGUGGGAGUGAGAGAGUUGGAGGUUGGAGUUGGAUGCUGGAGUUGGACGCUUGGUGAGGAGAGAAGAGUGGAAAGAGGGACGAGUGGGAGGCAGAGCGGCGGAGGAUUCACAAAACAGGUUGACCAUGUCACUCCGCGUCCGGCCGCUGGUGGCGCUACUGCUGCUGGUAAAGAUGUCGCUGGCGUCGGCACUGCGGCUGCCCCGUCAGGUGGACGCUGCUGAGGUGAUAGCCAACCAGACGGGGGCAGCCAGACAGUUCUGCCAGCGGGGGGAGUUUGAGUGCGUGCCGUAUUACCACUGCGACUCGGACGAUAUUAUCACAGACGGAGUCGGUGCACUCGAUAUCAGGUUCGGCGGGGAGCUCACCGAGAACGCCAAGCAUUCUCCGACGAGAACGCACGCCGACUGCACCGACUUUCUGGACGUCUGCUGCACGAGACCGCACGUGAAGCGUAGCGAUGACCUGCAGGAGAAUCCCACCUACCUGCCCCGGUGUGGGCGGAGAAACGAAGGCGGGCUGGGGGUGCGCAUCAUUGGAUUCAAGGAGGGUGAGAGCCAGCCGGGCGAGUACCCGUGGCAGGCGGCUAUCCUGAGGCCCGGCAGGAACACCGGCGAGUAUCUGUUCCUCGGAGGUGGCUCCCUCAUUCACCCGCAGGUGGUGCUGACGGCUGCCCACACGGCCCGCAAGUACCGUGACCUCGAGGUGCGGCUAGGGGAGUGGGACAGUCAGCACACCACCGAAAUCAACACCCACCUCAACGUGCCAGUGAGGAAGGUGGUACGACACGCCGAGUACAGCGGCGGGAACCUGCAGAACGACAUAGCGCUCCUCUUCUUGGAAGUGCCUGUGCACCUGCAGGCGCACAUUGAUACCAUCUGUCUACCCGACGCGGACUUUUCCCCGCAAGACUGCGUCGUCACUGGCUGGGGUCGCAGUGCGUUCCGUUCCGGUGGCAUCCAGACGGUGCUGAAAUCCAUCUCUCUUCCCGUCGUGGACGACUAUAGGUGCGAGGCCGCCCUGCGCCGCACGCGACUGGGCGACGGGUUCUUUUUGCACGAGUCGUUUAUGUGCGCCGGCGGUAGGGCAGGUAGAGACGCGUGUACUGGGGAUGGAGGUUCAGCACUGGCAUGUGAGGACCCCCUCCAGCCGGGCAGAUACGUGCAGGCUGGGAUAGUCUCGUGGGGUAUUGGCUGUGGCACCCCCGGCUUGCCCGGUGUUUAUGCCGAUGUGCGUCAUUUUACACAGUGGAUAUAUGACCGGAUGGCUGAGGAAGGGUUGAGCCUUUGAUGUGUGGUUUGUGCGAUGUGUAGGGUGGAAAUGGUUUGAAUAUAUGACGAUAUAUGUGCUGACUUCUGUGAAGGAAUCAAGAGACAAUGUUGCUGGUUUGAUAAAUGUGAAGCUCAUCGCUGUGAGGCCAUUAAUCAACAAGUUGCGUCGUAUUAAUUAAAGGCACAGGUACUUACUAUAGGGUGCUAUGCUAUGUGUUGUGUUGAACUUUAGAGUAUAAUAGUGAUUACUGAUUCCAAUCCAAUUAAAAUAGACAAAAUUUAUAGUUUAACCUUGGCGUUAGGGUUCAUCGUCUUGCUAAGACGCGAGGCUAUGCGAUUUUUGCAAUGUGUAAACGCGUGGCUUAGACUAGGGUCCUAGAGGCGAACGUUAUCUUUGGGAUGCAAUAUGCAUCAUAUGUACACUUCUUGCACAGUGUUGUCAGUUGUAAAAUACAUGCCACAAAUAUUGUGCAAUAA
Messenger RNA from Amphibalanus amphitrite, 1886 nucleotides. Its product is annotated as phenoloxidase-activating factor 2-like. Bases 265 to 1428 code for a protein of 387 amino acids. The transcript is spliced from 6 exons. NCBI's taxonomy places the organism in Eukaryota, Metazoa, Arthropoda, Thecostraca, Balanomorpha, Balanidae. The record is from RefSeq and is a predicted model, not a curated record. Gene Ontology annotation, biological process: proteolysis. Gene Ontology annotation, molecular function: serine-type endopeptidase activity.